Sphaeroforma arctica JP610 is the source of this 561-nucleotide messenger RNA. RefSeq lists its product as hypothetical. Lineage: Eukaryota; Ichthyosporea; Ichthyophonida. Gene Ontology annotation, cellular component: Golgi membrane. Gene Ontology annotation, molecular function: UDP-galactose transmembrane transporter activity. The record is from RefSeq and is a predicted model, not a curated record. The annotation marks the transcript as partial. Gene Ontology annotation, biological process: pyrimidine nucleotide-sugar transmembrane transport. The transcript has 3 exons.
AUGGUAGUGCCCGCUGUGGUAUACCUGGUAAUGAAUCUGCUCAGCUAUGUAGCUUUGGAACGGAUAGAUGCUGGACUCUUCACCGUUUUCGCUCAGUGCAAGGUCCUAUCAACAGCCCUGUUUGCAUACUUUAUAGUGGGCAAGAAACUCGCGGCGCGGAAGUGGCGUGCGCUGUUGCUGGUAGUCUCUGGUGCCACACUCAUCUCCUUGGAGACGAAGCCUGUGUCUGCGAAUGCCUUUGACGACGGUGUGAGCUCAGAGUUCAUGAUUGGCAUCACUGCGGUGAUGGGCGAGGUCUUACUGUCCGGGUUUAUAAGUGUCUACUUUGAGAAGGUGCUCAAGAAAACCACGUCGGCCGUGCUCCUGACUGUGUGGGACCGGAAUGUCCAACUGGCCAUAUACUCCAUCUGCAUCUACCUACCUAUUGCCAUGUACCACUCUCCCGGAUACGUGAAUGUGCUGCACGGCUGGUCCGGGGUCACCUGCUGUGUGGCCUUUCUGGGCUCGGCAGGGGGCAUUUUGGUGGCCUUGUGCAUACGGUACACUAAUGCGGUGGAUAAG